GGCGGUAGGAGGGAGGGCAGCCUCACGGCGGCCCGCCCCUCGGCUCCGGGGUAGGCUGAGACGGGAGGGUCCUCGGCUAAAGCCAAAAGCGGAUCAAAGUGGUGGGACUCGCGCCGCGGCCGCGGAGACGUGAAGGCCGUCCGCACGCCUCCUCCCGAUUCGGGUCGGUGCUCGCCCUCGCUCUAUCUCCCCGUCCUCAUGGAGAAGACGGAGCUGAUCCAGAAGGCGAAGCUGGCCGAGCAGGCCGAGCGCUACGACGACAUGGCCACCUGCAUGAAGGCCGUGACCGAGCAGGGCGCCGAGCUGUCGAACGAGGAGCGCAACCUGCUCUCGGUGGCCUACAAGAACGUGGUGGGGGGCCGCAGGUCCGCCUGGAGGGUCAUCUCGAGCAUCGAGCAGAAAACCGACACCUCCGACAAGAAGUUGCAGCUGAUUAAGGACUAUCGGGAGAAAGUGGAGUCUGAGCUGAGGUCCAUCUGCACCACGGUGCUGGAAUUGUUGGAUAAGUAUUUAAUAGCCAAUGCAACUAAUCCAGAGAGUAAGGUCUUCUAUCUGAAAAUGAAGGGAGAUUACUUCCGGUACCUUGCUGAAGUUGCAUGUGGUGAUGAUCGAAAACAAACGAUAGAUAAUUCCCAAGGAGCUUACCAAGAGGCUUUUGAUAUAAGCAAGAAGGAGAUGCAGCCCACACAUCCGAUCCGCCUGGGGCUGGCUCUUAACUUUUCUGUAUUUUACUAUGAGAUCCUUAAUAACCCAGAGCUUGCCUGCACACUGGCUAAAACAGCUUUUGAUGAGGCCAUUGCAGAACUUGAUACACUGAACGAAGACUCCUACAAAGACAGCACCCUCAUCAUGCAGUUGCUUAGAGACAACCUAACAGAUCAGAAGAGAAAAUUUAUGCAUCGUGCAUGCAAUAGAUCCCUGAUUUUGAGAUCCCAGCCCUUCUGCCAGGAGAACAAAACAAGGGAUCAGGCAGUGAUAGAACUUGGGAGAUGUUUCCAUAAUGUGCUGUGUUUCAUGCCACGGUAUUGUUCUGCCCUAAUUCUUUAUCAUGAAAUUAUUGCUCUUGGCUGAAGUAUUUUAAAGCAAAUAACAGGCAUUAUGUAUUUUUUACUCCAUAAUUCAGUGUACAUCUCCUAAGAAAUACAAUGUCUUCGAUAAUGCCAUUUUCACACCUAACAAAAUCACAUUCUUUCUUUGGCAUUGUCUAUACAGUUCGUAGUCCUACUGCCUCGGUUGCCUCAAAAAUCUAUUUUUAGUGAUUUGUUGGAAUCUGGGUUCAGAGAAGGACCACAUGUUGCAUUUGUGGCGUUUCACAUCUCUUAAUCUAGAGCGUGCCUCUUUCUUUGGGUGGGGACGUGGGCUUGUUGCAGAAGCAGGGGUAGGUUCCUUUAGACUGCCUCCCAUUUUAGAUUUGUCUUUUGCUUCCUUGUGGUUUUAUGUAGCUGGUUUCUCUAUCACCCAUCCAUAUCUCCUAUAAGUGGAGGUUAGCUCAAGAGGCUGCAUUAGAUUCAGGUUCAGCUUCUCUGGCAAGAAAUCUAGAACUUGUGCUGUGUCAGUGUGGCACAUCUAGAGUCGUGCUUGUGGGUCCUUAUCAGUACUGCUCCCUAUACCUAGCGUGCCCUUUCCUUUUCUGCCUAGCAAGUUCCUAUUCAUCCUUCAAAACCUUGUUUCUUUGAAGGAAAGCUAGAAGAGACCCGUUGCUAACUCAAUUCAAAGUGAAGCCAAGUUCCUGAUGGCUCCAGGGAGAUGUUACUUCUUAGGUAGAAAUGGGAUGCUAAUCACUUCCUCCUCAAUUCUUCAAAGCUUAAACCAGAGUAAGAGAGAUCACAAACCCAAAUUAGGUUGCCCUCUUUAUCUUUCUUUCCUUAAGAAUCUCCAGAGCAAAUAUGCCCCUUUGUCUCCAGGAGCUAAGAGCUCCUAACGGUAAAAGAACAUUGUAUCCUCUCAAGUCUCCCAAAACUCACUUGAAUUUUGCCGUAGGCGUUUGACUGCCCUGUUAUUGAGGCACAUUGGAGGUGAAAACUGGCGAAUAACUGGUCGUCCAGCUGUUCUUUUUGUAUAUAUUGUGCUGCGUGGACGUUCCUGUCACUAUCUACUGUUGGACUGCACACUCCUCUGUCAGCUAGCAAUCAAAAACCAGCCUGUCUCAGCUGGGGCCCCGUUUUAGGAGUUGCCUAAAGCGUUAACCACCGUUGGGGUGGACAGAGCCCCAAAUUGGAGAUCAGAGAGGCCUGGGCCAUCAUUCCUGCUAUUAACUUGCUGGGGACUUUGAGAAAAUCUCUGAACUUCUUUCUGGAAAGUUCAGAAACACUAUGACGAUGUUCCAGGAGUAUUUCAAACCCUGCUUUGAUCUACAUAAAAUAGGUAUUUGCAUUGUUUCUGCAAAAGAUUCCUUUGGGGGAUAGAGUGCUGUGGCUAAAAACAGCAUCACCAGACCGGAUAACAACUGCAUUCCUUUGUAUAUUUAAAGUUUAUGUCUAUGUCACUAACUGGAGUUUCUUUUUUUUUUUUCUUUUAAGAUUUUUUUUUUUUUUUUUAAGUAAUCUCCACACCCAACAUGGGGCUCCAACUCAACCCUGAGAUCAAGAGUCACAUGCUCUACUCACUGAGCCAGCUAGGCUCCGUGGCAUCUUUAAUGGAUGUCUGCUUCGAAAUUAUUUCUAGAACCAGGCAGAAUAUAAGUCAAUACAUAGUUAGAUUGUCAUAUUGACGAAGCAUCAAGGGCUGUGCGUGAUACCAACAAUAAGCCGCAGUGUCAACUUACUUGUCUGAUCUGUACGGCUUCAGAGUAAGCCAAUAAAUAAAUGGUAAUGUCCCCCCACACCCACCCCCCAGGCAGCUCUGUUAUGUUCUGGCUCUUCAGCGUGACCUGUCCCUCUGAAGCAAAGCACAGGACUGCAUGGUGACCAUGCAGGUCAGACCAGCAGGUGUCCCUGGUUUUCAUGUAUAACCUGAACAGCAUGGAAGUGACAGUGCUUCCUUCUGUUGCCUAGAUUCUAGGAUGUUUUUGUAAGCAGAUCUCAUUGAUCAAGAUCCUAGACCCUGACCUCAUGGCUCCCUGCAGCAAUGCCGUGGUCAGCUAGGUACGCUGCCCACUGCCCAACUACGGACACCAUUCCCAUCAGCUACAACCGGAGUGCCACCCCCUUAGAGCAAAGGAGUCUGGAGCACAGAUAACCCCAGCUCUGUCACUUCUUCCUCCUAAACCACAUUAUGGGUAAAAGAUCCACUUUUGUAU
Leopardus geoffroyi (Geoffroy's cat) is the source of this 3238-nucleotide messenger RNA. It is a transcript of the gene YWHAQ, whose product is annotated as tyrosine 3-monooxygenase/tryptophan 5-monooxygenase activation protein theta. Bases 199 to 1071 code for a protein of 290 amino acids. NCBI's taxonomy places the organism in Eukaryota, Metazoa, Chordata, Mammalia, Carnivora, Felidae. The transcript has 6 exons. Gene Ontology annotation, biological process: signal transduction. The record is from RefSeq and is a predicted model, not a curated record. Gene Ontology annotation, cellular component: cytoplasm.